GCGCGGCGCGGCAGUCGGCGGCGACGCACGGGACGAGCCGCGCCGCGCGCCGCGCCAUCGCCGGAGCGGGGCCCGGGGCGUGGCGCUUACGUAAACACGCGUGGCUGGCUGGUCGCGCUACUCCGUCCCACGAGCUCGGCCGGGCCGCAUGGCCCGCGCGCUGCCCUGACCCCUCUAUGUCAGCAGCCCGCGCGCUGCAGCGCCGCCGCUGCCACUGCCAUCGCACCCGAAACGCGCGCUUAUAGGUGACUAUAGUAGCAAGAUAUACAUUCGUUGUCUUCUUGUAGAUAGCGCGAAUGAGCUGGGAUGCGGACGCCUCUAGUAGUGUUGGUGCUGGGCGCGCUGGCAGCGACGGCGGUGGGUGAGCGCGGCGGCGGCAUCAAGGUGGGCGGCGGCGCGGCGGGGGGCGGGGGGCGCGAGGCGGCGCGCGGCGGCGGCGUGCGCAUCGGCGGCGACGGGCUGCGGCGCCCGCGCACGUCCCCCGCGCCCCCGCCCCCGCGCGCCCCCUCCGUCAUCCGCGCCGCGCUCGUCGUGCCCCACAAGGCCUUCGGCGCACGCGACUACACCAAGGCGGAGAAGGCCGCCCUCUCCAAGCUGCCGCGCAAGCUCAAGCUGUUUUCUCAAGUGCGCCUCAACAUUACGCUGUCGAUGCAGGGCCUAACUCCUAGCCCCAUGUCCAUUCUCGACUCGCUAUGUAAGGAAUUUCUCGCAGUGAACGUGUCUGCGAUUCUCUAUCUUAUGAAUCACGAACAAUACGGGCGCUCUACUGCCUCUGCUCAGUACUUUCUGCAACUUGCCGGGUAUCUCGGUAUCCCUGUGAUAGCAUGGAACGCGGACAACAGCGGCUUAGAAAAACGAGCGUCCCACGCUUCGCUGCGUCUGCAGCUGGCGCCGUCCAUCGAGCACCAGACGGCGGCCAUGUUGUCCAUCCUGGAGCGGUACAAGUGGCACCAGUUCAGCGUCGUCACGUCCGCCAUCGCCGGCCACGACGACUUCAUACAGGCCGUGAGGGAACGGGUCUCCGCUGUCCAGGACCGGUUCAAGUUCACGAUCCUCAACGCAGUAGUGGUCAAGAAGCCGGCGGACCUCAACGAGCUGGUGACGAGCGAGGCGCGCGUGUUACUACUAUACGCCACGCGGGAGGAGGCGGCCGAGGUGCUGGCCGCCGCCGCCGACCUGCACCUCACGGGGGAGAACUACGUGUGGAUCGUGACGCAGAGCGUGCUCGGGUCUAUGCAGCAGCCGAAUAAGUUCCCGGUGGGGAUGCUUGGCGUCCACUUCGACACCUCCAGCUCCUCGCUGAUCGCGGAGAUUGCCACCGCAGUCAAAGUGUUUGCUUACGGCGUGGAGUCGUACCUGCUGGAGGCGGACAACGCGCGGCACCCGCUCGGCACGAGGUUGAGCUGCGGCAGCGCGGGUGGGGAGGCGCGCUGGUCCACUGGGGAAAGGUUCUACAGGCACCUGCGCAACGUGAGCGUGGAGGGCGAGGCGGGCAAGCAGAGCAUCGAGUUCACGCCGGACGGCGAGCUGCGCGCCGCCGAGCUCAAGAUCAUGAACCUCCGCCCCGCUAUUGGAGAGCAGCUCCUGUGGGAAGAGAUCGGCACCUGGAACUCAUUCCCCAAAGAGCGCCUCGACAUCAAGGACAUCGUGUGGCCGGGCGGCCUGCACACGCCUCCGCAGGGAGUGCCGGAGAAGUUCCACAUGAGGAUCACGUUCCUGGAGGAGCCUCCGUACAUCAACCUGGCGCCUCCAGACCCGGUCAGCGGCCGGUGCUCGCUCGAUAGAGGGGUUAUUUGCAGAGUCGCGCCUGAAGUUGAAGUCGCUGGCCUAGAAGCCGGCACCGCGCACCGCAACAGCUCGCUGUACCAGUGCUGCAGCGGCUUCUGCAUCGACCUGCUGCAGCAGCUAGCCGAACACCUCGGGUUCACGUACGAGCUGGCUCGCGUGGAGGACGGCCGCUGGGGCACGCUGCACAACGGCAAGUGGAACGGCCUCAUCUCCGAUCUGGUCAACAAGAAAACUGAUAUGGUACUAACAUCGCUCAUAAUCAACUCGGAUCGAGAGGCUGUGGUGGAUUUCAGCGUGCCGUUCAUGGAGACGGGUGUGGCCAUCGUGGUGGCCAAGCGCACCGGCAUCAUCUCCCCGACAGCCUUCCUGGAGCCCUUCGACACCGCCUCCUGGAUGCUCGUGGGAGCCGUGGCCAUCCAAGCCGCCACUUUCACUAUCUUCUUCUUCGAGUGGCUGUCUCCAAGCGGGUUCGACUGCUCGUCAGGACGGAAUCCCAAGCAAAUGACUCAGAACCGCUUCUCGCUCUGUCGAACUUAUUGGAUUGUGUGGGCUGUGCUGUUUCAGGCAUCAGUCCACGUGGACUCCCCGCGGGGGUUCACGGCUCGCUUCAUGACGAACAUGUGGGCGAUGUUUGCGGUGGUGUUCCUCGCCAUCUACACUGCCAACUUGGCCGCGUUCAUGAUAACCCGCGAAGAGUUCCACGAGCUCAGCGGGCUGGACGACCCGCGGAUAGCGCGGCCACUGAGCCACCGGCCCACGCUCAAGUUCGGGACGGUGCCGUGGUCGCACACGGACGCGACAUUAGCCAAAUACUUUCCGGAGCCACAUGCGUAUAUGUCCAAGUACAACCGGAGCACGGUGAGCGCGGGGGUGGCGAGCGUGCUUACAGCGGAGUUGGACGCCUUCAUAUAUGACGGCACGGUGCUGGACUACUUGGUGUCCCAGGACGAAGACUGUCGACUUUUGACCGUCGGUUCCUGGUACGCCAUGUCGGGCUACGGGCUGGCGUUCGCGCGCAACUCCAAGUACCUCACCAUGUUCAACAAGCGUCUGCUCGACCUCCGGUCCAACGGAGAUCUGGAGCGGUUGCGCAGAUACUGGAUGACGGGCACGUGCAAGCCGAACAAGCAGGAGCACAAGUCGUCGGACCCGCUGGCGCUGGAGCAGUUCCUGUCGGCGUUCCUGCUGCUGAUGGCCGGCAUCCUGCUGGCGGCGCUGCUGCUGCUGCUGGAGCACGUGUACUUCCGCUACAUGCGCGGCCACCUCGCCGCCUCCAACGCCGGCUCGUGCUGCGCGCUUGUCUCACUGUCCAUGGGACAAUCCCUGUCGUUCCACGGCGCGGUGAUGGAGGCGGCGGCGGCGCAGCGCUACACCGCGGGCGGGCGCGGCCACUGCCGCUCCGCCGUCUGCGCGGCACAGAUAUGGCGCGCGCGUCACGAGCGCGACGCGGCGAUGGCGCGCGCGCGGCAGCUAGCAGCGGCUCUAGCUGCUCACGGGCUGCAGCCGCCGCCGCGCCGGCUGGCCUCGGCCGCCGCGCUGCUGGCCGCCGGCACCGACGCCACGCGGCCGCGCGCGCUCAUGCCGCCCGCGCAUCUACUGCCGGACCUCGACCGCCCGCUGUCGUGUGGAGAUCUACGCGACAGGGAGCGGACGCGAGUCGAAAUGGAAACAGUGCUGUGAGGCGCAUUUUGCGCCACCCUUUUUCAAUUCCUGAAGGCUGUUCUUACACCAAGUUAUACAAGACGAAGUUAGUUAUACUUAAUUUUAAAAAUAUGGACAGUUAAAAAAAGCGUUGUAAUUAUUAAAUAAAUUAUUCCAAUUAUUAAAACAAGAGAGCUGGGUCGUAGAUAGUGAAGCGUUGUUUGGGACGCGCGCGCGGCGCAGGCUGGGCGCCGGACGCGUGUCCUCGUGGUUGUCUACUACAAUAAAUAUAUUUUUUGGAC
Messenger RNA from Plutella xylostella (diamondback moth), 3731 nucleotides. The record is from RefSeq and is a predicted model, not a curated record. NCBI's taxonomy places the organism in Eukaryota, Metazoa, Arthropoda, Insecta, Lepidoptera, Plutellidae.